This is a messenger RNA of Aspergillus sclerotioniger CBS 115572, 1746 nucleotides long. Its product is annotated as cytochrome P450. The transcript is spliced from 4 exons. NCBI's taxonomy places the organism in Eukaryota, Fungi, Ascomycota, Eurotiomycetes, Eurotiales, Aspergillaceae. Bases 76 to 1746 code for a protein of 556 amino acids. Gene Ontology annotation, molecular function: steroid hydroxylase activity; iron ion binding; oxidoreductase activity, acting on paired donors, with incorporation or reduction of molecular oxygen. The record is from RefSeq and is a predicted model, not a curated record.
ACGGAAACGGAUUGGCUAAAUAGCUCCUGUAGCCAGCUAAAGAAUAGCAAGACCGACUCUCCUAGCAUAAGCAUCAUGUUGGCGGUUAUUAUUCCUGGUGUUGUAGCCGCAAUUGCGUUAACCUUCUCUAUCCUUCGUGCCUGCAUUGUGGGUAAAAAUCCUUCCGCUGGUCCGCACACAAUGCCUCACAUAAUACCUGUCGUUAAAAGCACAUUUUCAUUCGUGUUUGAUGGACCAAAUUUCUUCAGGCAAGCCUCUUGCUUCUGCCAGGGCCAGUGGCCACUCCGUGUAAAUCUGCUAGAAGAUGAAAUUUACCUAGUACAAGGGCAGAAAAACAUCCUGGCCGUCUUCAGCAACCCAGGGCUCACGGUCACCAGGGCUUAUGGCGUUGUGCUCAAAUACUGCUUCGGGAUGAAGCAGAAGGCCGUGGAUGUCUAUGUUUCGGAUACUUCGGGCUCGCGGCAACGGCCCAUAGCCGGGAGUAAAACACCGCCCAAUUGCCGCGUGAGUUAUCACACCCAUGAGAACCUCAUCCAAGGACUUCUUGGAAGCGGACUUGGUCCGACGACAGAGCGUUUUGAUGCAGCUCUGUAUGCCUCACUGGACAAGGCAGUUCCGAUAUCGCAUUCCUGGACUUAUAAGGAGGACUUCACGCAGUUCUUCGAGGACCAUCUGGGAACGGCUAUGUUGGAGACUCUCUAUGGUCCGCUCCUAUUAGCAGCGAACCCGGACUUCAAUCGAAAGUUGUGGCAGUAUGACAAACACAUUAUGGCUUUAGCCAAGCGCCUGCCGGCCUGGAUGAUCCCGGGUGCGUAUCGGCUGCGGGAUGAAUUGCUUCGCGCAAUCAUGAAGUGGCACCGACAGGCCACUGAACUUACUACAGAAACAACAAAGCAGACUAAUUCCAACCAGGGAGACGCCGAUCCUCAUUGGGGCUCGGCUAUGAUGCGCGAACGAAAUAAGAUGCUGUUGAAGAUCGACAGGCAAGACCCUCAAUCGGUAGCUUCUACCGAUCUGGGCUUUAUCUGGGCCUCCAUCACAAAUGUUGUUCCGUCCACCAUGACUCUUUGCACCCACAUGUAUAGUGACAGUUCUCUUGUGGAUGAACUUCGUUCCGCUUUGCGUCCUUGCAUCAAGCCAGGGACAGGAUCGUUGCAGCUUGACAUGGACAAGAUUAGCAAGCAGCCGCUGUUACUCUCCAUGUACGCGGAAACUCUGCGAUUCGGAGUUCAGAUCCACAUUCCCCGGUGCUCCCCUCAUCAAUCUUUAUCACUGGGGGACGAGACCAUCCCGUCCAACAAGCUGAUUAUCAUCAACACUGCGCUGGCGCAUACUGAUGAGGAGGUUUGGAACACCAAAGACGGUCAGUAUCCACUGGAUACAUUCUGGGCACGGCGAUUUCUCAUUGAUUCGGCCGACCCACGUAGCGGACCUUUAAAGCCCUCUCUACCUCUCUCGAAAUCUGCCAAAGAGCGACAACAAACAGAUUCAGACACAUCCAGAGAAGAGUUUACCGUGCAAGGGCUGGAAGGUAUCUGGAUUCCUUAUGGAGGAGGACAGCAUGCCUGCCCAGGCCGACUGUUAGCCAAACGGACUAUGUUACUCACCAGUGCCAUGAUGGUUACAAUGUUUGAUGUCGAGCUUCUGACGCCAGCGUCAGCCCUGUGCUUCCAGUCCAGUCGAUUUGGAUUUGGGGUCCGGAAGCCAGGGUCAUCGGUGCCAUUUCGCAUUCGCCGUCGCUGUUGA